This is a messenger RNA of Loa loa (African eye worm), 161 nucleotides long. RefSeq lists its product as hypothetical. The annotation marks the transcript as partial. Lineage: Eukaryota; Metazoa; Nematoda; Chromadorea; Rhabditida; Onchocercidae. The transcript has a single exon. The record is from RefSeq and is a predicted model, not a curated record.
GUAUCUUUAUUUGGGCUGCUCAGCAACGGUUUCUCACUUUACAUAACACGCACGAGAUCACUCUUCCGCAGUGCAUUUGGAGCUCUAUGCAGCAGUUAUCUAAUUUGCAACUUAGAAGCCAUAGUUUUACUUUUGAUAUGGUGUACUAUCGUCUUAAGCGU